This is a messenger RNA of Pichia kudriavzevii, 2898 nucleotides long. RefSeq lists its product as uncharacterized. Bases 1 to 2898 code for a protein of 965 amino acids. Gene Ontology annotation, molecular function: serine-type peptidase activity; dipeptidyl-peptidase activity. Gene Ontology annotation, biological process: proteolysis. NCBI's taxonomy places the organism in Eukaryota, Fungi, Ascomycota, Pichiomycetes, Pichiales, Pichiaceae. The transcript has a single exon. The record is from RefSeq and is a predicted model, not a curated record.
AUGAAUGAUCAUACUGUGAUAAAAGGUCACAGUCUAGAAUCUGAUUACCCAAUUGGUAAUGAAUCUGACGAUGGUAUUAUUCAUGACAAUAUUGAUGAUUUUGAUAUGGACAUGGAUAUUGAAAAUGGAAAUCCAGAAAUUGAUUACUAUCCGGGACUUUCUAAGACUGGACAUUCAUUUCUUGGUCAGCCCGAGUCAAUGGCAAGCUCAAUUAAAAGAAAAAUCAAGAAGUUCCUCAAUCUAUUGAACUCUUACCAGGGAAGAAAGUUAAUUAUUGGAAUUUUCAUGGCUUCUACAGCAAUUGUGUUAUUUGCCCUAAUGCUAUUUGCCGGACAUUCAGGAGGUGAUGCAAGCUUACCAGGUGGUGCCGUUCAUGAAGGCAAUGGCGAUGGUAAUACGGAAUACCCGUAUGACAAUGAAAAACAGAAUUCCGGAAGUGAUAGUGGUGAAAAAGGUUUGCCUGAAAAUGAUGUCCAAAAUCUUGCUAAAAUGAGUUUGGAUGAUAUGAGAUCAGGGAAAUUUUGGGUAUUCGAUUACAAUGUAAAUUUUAUUGAUUACGACGAAACAAAUGAAACAAAAGAAGUUUCAGAAGACAGUAGUCGGUCUAAGCGUAGUGAAAACGACGACAAAGACGAUGACAAAGACGAUGACAACGACGAUGACAAAGACGAUGACAAAGACGAUGACAAAGAAGACGACAAAGGUCGUGGGAAGAAUGAUGAAAAAGAUGAUGUUAAUGUCCCAAAACAUAAGAACGGUGACCCCGGAUAUUAUCUCCAUCAAUCAGAAGGCAUGGUGUAUUUGCAAAUGGCUUCCGACAAAUCUUUCAAGAGAAGUAUUUUAGAGCUGUCUAAAUUACAAUAUGGGGGAAAUAUGCUGAAUCCACAUCUAGUUUCUGUAACAAAAGAUCUCAAGAAAUUCAUUGUAUCUUCUGAAUCUGAGGAUGUCUGGAGACAUUCGUCACUUGCAAGAUACUGGAUCGUGGAUGCUGAAACACAAGAAGUAACCCCUGUUCAUUAUACUACCAAAAAAUCUGACUCCGUUGAAAUAAUUGUACCCCUAAAAAUCUCAUAUGCUGCGUUUUCUCCUGAUGGCCACUUUGUUUAUUUUAAUUAUAAUUCCAAUUUGUUUUUGAAAGAUUUGAAGUCUGGAAAAUCUAAACAAAUCACAAAAGAUGGUGAUGGGGCAAAUAUUUUAAAUGGAAAACCUGAUUGGGUUUAUGAAGAAGAGGUUUUAGCAUCUGAUAGAGCUAUCUAUUGGGAUAACAAGGGCUCAAAGUUUGCAUUUAUAAAAUGGGAUGAUACAAAUGUCCCCGUAUAUAAUCUUGAGUUGUUUGGUGAUAACAAGUAUCCGAAGAUUCUUGAACUUAAAUACCCCAAACCAGGAUUUCCUAACCCGGUGGUUUCAUUAUAUGUUUAUCACAUUGAAAGCUCUAAGAUAAUAAAAGUCAAACAGCCUGAGGACCAAGAAAAAGAUUCUGAUUUUUUGGGCAAAGAUUUUAUUAUUUACCAAACAACGUGGAUUAGUGAAAAUGAAUUGUUAUUCAAAAGGACAGAUAGAUCAAGUAGAAAGAUUCAGGUUUGCGUUUUCGAUGUCAAGGAAAACAAAACAAAAGUCGUAAGAGCUUAUAACACAGAUGAAUAUAACGGUUGGUAUAAAAAUAAUGGUGCAAUUUAUGUUUUACCUGAUAAAUUGGGCUACAUCGAUAAUGUUGUGCAUGAGAAACAUGACCAUUUAGCACAUUUCAAGUCAGCUUUUGACUCUGAAGGUGAUCUAAUAACCUCUGGUGAUUGGGAUGUCAUUGGUGGUGUGGUUGGUUAUAAUGCAGAAGAUAAGCAAGUUUAUUUUAUUGGAACAUCGGGAAAUUCCUUGCAAAGGCAAAUUUACAGGGUUAGUUUGGAUGGCACUAUUUUGACUGGUUUAACAGAACUAGACAAAAUACAUCAUUAUUCAUUGGAUGUAUCUAAAACCGGUAAGUGGGGGGUCAUCAAGUAUGGCGGUCCAGAAUUACCUACUCAAAAGCUCGUUGAACUAGAUAAACUUUUAGAUGGCGACUACUAUGAUUCAAUUCCAACAUUAAAUGAGGUUGAAAAAGUCGAAGAAACUCUGAAAAAUUUCGAAGUUCCAACCAAAGAGUAUAUCCCAAUCAAGUUACACGAUGAUGUUACAGUUAAUGUAAUCGAAGUUAAACCUAAAGAUUUUGACGAAAGUAAGAAAUAUCCAAUCUUAGUCAGCGUAUAUGGAGGACCUGGUAUACAGAAGGUCAGCUGUGAGUUUAAUUAUGGCUUUGAAGAAGUUGUUUCCUCUUCCCUAGAUGCUAUUAUUCUAUAUAUUGAUCCAAGGGGUACCGGAGGAUCAGGAUGGGAAUAUAGAGGAUGGGCUAGAGACAAUAUUGGAUAUUGGGAGCCGAGCGAUAUUACUGAGGCAACAAUAAUUUACAUGAACGAAAGAGAAUCUUAUAUAGAUAAGGAAAGAGUCGCAAUAUGGGGAUGGUCCUAUGGUGGUUUUACCACUUUAAAGUCGCUGGAAUUUGAUGAAGGAAAAACAUUCAAAUAUGGUAUUGCAGUGGCACCUGUGACCAACUGGGAGUUGUAUGAUUCUAUUUACACAGAGAGAUACAUGGGAGUACUAUCUGAAGAUAAUAAAUAUGAAGAUGCAAAGAUAUCUAAUUUUGAGGCAUUCGGCAAGGUCGUGCAAUUUCUAGUUAUCCAUGGUACAGCAGAUGAUAAUGUGCAUUACCAAAACACUUUACAAUUGCUGCAUGAAUUUGAUAUUGCCGGAAUUGAGAAUUAUGAUGUGCAUGUCUUCACAGAUUCAGAUCAUUCUAUUCGCCAUGAUAACGCCAAUGUAAUUGUUUAUGAUAAACUAUACAAUUGGCUGGCUACUGCGUUCAACUAA